Molecule: messenger RNA, 1333 nt
Organism: Phanerochaete carnosa HHB-10118-sp
Lineage: Eukaryota; Fungi; Basidiomycota; Agaricomycetes; Polyporales; Phanerochaetaceae
Exons: 6
Coding region: 54-1253 (399 amino acids)
Source: RefSeq, a predicted model, not a curated record
GGCACCCCGCAACCUGGCGAGCACCUGCUCGUGCACCAACCAGGCCUCAAGCCAUGUCGGCUCACUCCGCCCCUCAAGCUGCCGACUCGGUCGAUGCAAGCAAAUACAAUGGCCCUGUCGAAAGAGCACCCUCGACGUGGACCAAGGCUGACCUCAUAGCCCAUGUCAAGACAGGCAUGCAAGUCGAGCUGGGCACCUUGCCCAUCUACUUCUGCGCUCUCUACAGCAUCCACCCUGACGAUGGCCAAUGGGGCACAAAGGCACGCAGCAACAUCAUGGCCGUCGCCGAGCAAGAGAUGCUGCACCUCUCCCUUGCCGGCAACAUGUUACGCGCUCUCGACGGCACCCAGAAGCUGUAUGAUAACAACUUCAUGCCCACCUAUCCAAGCCAGAUCCUCUUUGACAAGGUCGACAUGAAGCUCCAGCCAGCGAACAAAGAGAAUCUCGAAUGCUUCCUCAAGAUCGAGGCGCCUUACAUGAAGCCUCCUGAGCUGCCUCCUCCCGAUGGGCUCGCAGUACGCAUCGCAGUACUCCCGGGAUACAACAGCAUUGGCGAGUUUUACAAGGAGCUCGAGCACGGCAUCCGCGCCCUCUGCAAGGACGGCCAGAACCCGUUCACGAGCAACCCCGAGCAGCAGUUCCGCGGCGACGACUUUUUCGACAGCAAGAUGACCGUCGUCCGGGACGAGCGCACGGCGCUCGAGGCGCUCGAGACCAUCGUCGACCAGGGCGAGGGCAGCAUCGCCGUGCCCGAGUCGCACUACGCCAUCUUCGUCGAGCUCUACCAGAUGCAGACCGAGUGGACGUGCACCGCGUACGUCGACGAGCCGUCGACGGCCAAGUACACCGGCCACGACGUCGCCUACAACCUCUCACUCGCGCUGAACGCGUCCUACUGCUACCUGCUGCAGACGAUCGACACUUACUGGACGCAGGCGGGACUCGAUGCGCCGCGGCGCGCGCAGGUGCUCCGCAACAUCCACCGCAUCAUGGUCGCCGUGCUCUCGCCGACGGCGCACGUGCUCGUCAAGCAGGAGAUCACGCCCGGCCGCUUUGCCGCGCCCUGCUUCGAGUUUUUCCCGCCUGCCGACCCGAACAAGCCCGACGCGCCCCCGCAGCCGAUCUCGCCCGAUGCACUGUACCAGGGCAUCCAGGCCCACCUCACGAGCGCACGCGAUGCGGCCACAGAUGCGGCGCUCAAGGCGGAGAUCGGGAAGGUGUUGUUCAAUACGAACGGGCUCGGGCCUGCGUAGCUCGGCUGGAGCAUGGGUUGUACUAGCAAUGAAGGUUGUGAAUGAAAUGUUGAUCAGACGUCGUCGUCCCUGAGACGGCU